AUGAAGCGCGCUCACUCUUCAGGGGAGGAGGAGGAGGAGGAGGAGGAAGAGAAGGAGGAGGAGAAUACUGCUCCUCCCCCAUCAAAGAGUGCGAGAGUUGCAGAUGAUUCGCUCUUUGAGCUGAGACGUAGCGCACCUCGAGGUUAUCUCCAAGAGUACCGAGCCGCACUGAGUGAUGAUCAUAGAGAUGUGAUGUCGGUGUUCAACGAAGUAGCACCGGACGUGCGAGGUGUGAUGAAGAGCGAGCUUGAAGAACACCAGUACAAAGCGGUCGUGGUCGUUUGCGUUACGCUUGAGAGAAGCGAUGCUGCGGGUGAAAUCUUUUCAGCAUCACCUUUCUUCCGCAGUCGACCUAUGAUCAUGCUGAACCCAUCCAACGUUGACGAUCAGCUACCCGGCGCAUUUGGUAAGAUCAUCGGUAAACUCGAUGCGUGGAUACAGGCUGGCUCGGGAUGGACGGUGACUGGAGUGAAAAGCAUCAACAUCGACAUUGCAAAGUAUAAGCCUAUGCGUGGCUCUUCGUACUUACCUCUCCCGGACAAGAUCGCUAAGACCAGGAGCAUCAUCAAUGUUCAGAAUGAUGAUGAGCAAUGCUUGAAAUGGGCGCUCUUAUCAGCACUCCACCCGGCGGAGCAGCACGCUCAUCGCGUUACCAAGUACGUGCGGCAUGCACAGGAUCUGGACUUUGAUGAUGUCGAGUUUCCCGCGACUCUCGCCGAUGUGUAUAAGGUGGAGAAGAAUAAUAACUUGCACAUCAACGUGUUUGGCUUUGAAGGCGAGUGCCUCUUCCCGCUGAAGCUGGUGGACUAUGAUAGUAUUAGUGGCGAUGAUAGCGAUGUGAUCAACCUGCUGCUAAUCUACGACGAGAUGGUGAAUCACUUCUGCUGGAUCAAGAACUUCAACGGUCUGUGCUUUCACUUGAGCAAGUGCAGAUCUCGGACUCACUUCUGCAUGAGAUGCUUGUCAGGACACCGCACCCCCGAAACGCUGAGGAAUCACCAGCGUUACUGCACGAAUGUCAAGCCUGCCGCAGUGAAACUACCGGAACCGGGAGAGACGCUGAGAUUCAAGGAUGUUCAGCGUAGGAUGAAGAUGCCGUACGUAAUCUAUGCCGAUACGGAGAGCCUUAUCGUACCGAGCUCGGAGCAGCAUGGAAAGCAUACGGUUCGCAAUGCAGAACACGUCCCCUGCGGUGUUGCCUACGUGGUAGUCCGCUCAGAUGGAACGGUUACGAAUCGAUAUCUGUGCAGAGGAGAUGACUCAAUCGAGACGUUUUUCGAGCAGUUGACUAGCGAGGAUGGGAGAAUCACCGAGGAUCUCAAAAGAAAGCGGUCGUUGACCAUGACGGACGAUGAGCGGCAACGGUUUGCUAACGCUUCUGAGUGCUGGAUCUGCAACAAGCCACUCAACGCCGAUCGAGUGAGAGAUCACGAUCACAUCAGCGGAGAGUUCCGCGGUGCUGCACACAACGCAUGCAAUCUUCUUCUACGCAUCACACCAGAGACGCAUCCAAUUCCCGUGGUGUUCCACAACCUUAAAGGUUAUGAUGCACACAUGCUAAUUUCACGGAUCGGUGUCACCACGAGUGAAACGAGCAGUAUCACGCAACCCAGUGGAAGAAGCGGACUCAAGAAGGCGGGUGAGAUAAAGGUGAUUCCGAACAACAUGGAAGGCUACGUGUCGUUUUGCUGGGGGAGAUUUCGCUUCGUGGACAGCCUUGCCUUUUUGAACGCAUCACUGGACAAGUUGGUGAACAAUGCGCCUGGAGAGUCGUUCAAACAUCUGAGAUCUCUCUCUGCGAUUCACGCAAGGCGGAUGAAUGGAGGUAACAGCGCCAGCAGCAGCAGCAGCAGCAGUACCAGCAGCACCGUCACCAGCAGCAGCAGCAGCGUCACCACCGACACAAGCGUCUGCAGCGGUGUCAGUGUCUGCGCUGACACUGAUGAUGUCUCCCAUCCCGGCAGAGAUGAUGACGAUGCUGAUGAUGAUACUCCUGUCAACCCCGACGACUUGUUUGAGCUUCUCCGUCGAAAGGGUGUAUACCCAUACGAGUACAUGGAUUGUACGAUGAGGUUUGGAGAUACGUCGCUCCCUCCAAAGGAGAAGUUCUUCUCUGCGCUAUCGGAGAAGCAUAUCAGCGACAGCGACUACGAGCAUGCUCAGCGGGUAUGGACAGCCUUCCAGUGUCGGACAAUGGGAGACUACCACGACCUGUAUCUCGACACGGACGUGAAUCUCCUCGCGGAUGUAUUCGAGACCUUCCGAGCCACGGCGAUGGGUACCUACGGUCUCGACCCAGCGCAUUAUUACACCCUGCCGGGUUUCGCCUGGGAUGCACUGCUGAAGUUCACUGGUAUCUCUCUAUCUCUUCUGAGCUGCGUGGACAUGCACCUGUUUAUCGAGCGUGGUCUGCGAGGCGGGGUAUCGAUGGCCUCUCAUCGUCAUGCCAAGGCCAACAACAGAUACAUGGCUACACACGAUGCAGGCAAGCCAUCCACCUAUUUGCAGUACCUAGAUGCGAAUAAUUUGUACGGUUGGGCUAUGUGUCAACACCUACCCGUAUCCGACUUUGAAUGGAGCGUUCCCAGCAGUGAGCUUCUCGCCGACAUCCUCAAACAUCCUAGCGAUGCGUCAAACGGCUACAUCGUUGAGUGCGAUCUUUCGGUACCGGAUCAUCUUCACGAUCUUCUGAACGAUUAUCCACCAGCGCCGGAGAAGGUCAGCAUCGGUGAACACAUGCUCUCUCCGUAUCAGCUGGAUCUGCUGGAGAGCACCCCCAUCACUGGACUCGCAGCCGCGAAGCUGGUACCUCACCUGCUACCAAAAACACGCUACGUCCUGCACUAUCGGAAUCUACAGCUCUACGUAAAGCUGGGUCUGAAGAUUGAUAACGUGCACCGAGUGUUAUCGUUCAAGCAGUCGGCAUGGAUGAAGCCCUACAUCGAGCUGAACACCGAUCUGAGAAAGAAUGCAGCCAACGAUUUUGAGCGCGACUUUUUUAAGCUUAUGAACAAUGCGGUCUUCGGCAAGACAAUGGAGAACGUGAGGAGGAGAGUGAACAUCCGUCUGCUGAGAGUCGAAGAUGAUGAAGACGUGAUCCUCACGGCCGUUGCAAAGCCCACCUAUGCCAGACACGUGAUGUUCGACAACGGUCUGAUCGGCGUGGAGAACAGGAAGCUAAGGGUAACGCUAAAGAAACCGGUGUACGUUGGCAUGAGCGUGCUUGAUCUCAGCAAGGCGCUCAUGUACGAGUUCUACUACGCACAUCUGAAGGCUCGCUACGCAGAGCGUGUCACUUUGCUCUACACGGACACGGACUCGUUUGUCCUGAAGUUUGCCACGGACGAUCUGUACGAUGAUAUGAUGAGCACCAUCGACGAGUAUGACACGAGCAACUACCCGUCUGAAAACCCGCUUUACAGCCAGCAGAACAAGAAAACCGUCGGGAAGUUUAAAGACGAACUGGGCGGACGUCUGAUGACUGGGUUUGUGGCGCUUCGCUCUAAGAUGUAUGCCUAUGACGGUGAGGAGAGCGGACAGCGUGCAAAAGGCGUUAAAAGAAGUGUGACAAAGCAGUUCACCCUGAGCGACUAUGAGCGAUGUCUGACACACCGGACCGUCUCUGCUCAUCCGAUGACAGCUAUUCGGAGUCAUGCUCACCGCGUCUACACCGAGACUAUGACCAAAACGUCUCUAUCUCCUUUUGAUAGCAAGCGCUACAUCCUGCCUGAUGGUGUAUCUACGCUGGCAUACGGUCACCAUCGCAUUGCACAGUCAGACGUGCAGUAGCAGCAGCAGCAGCAGCAGCAGCAGCAGCAGCAGCAGCAGCAGCAGCAUCAGUUUCUCCACAGUGAAACGUUAAACAUGUCAUUCAUUAUUGGUAUGAUGAUAAACAAUUACGGAAUAUGCAUUACAUUGUUCAGUUGAUGGGAUUUAUCGGAGUGAAGUGAUGAUGAUCGUACUAGUACUAGUAUGCAUGUUGACAUGUCUGUACAAGUGAUUUUGUAUU
Sycon ciliatum is the source of this 4009-nucleotide messenger RNA. RefSeq lists its product as uncharacterized. The coding region runs from base 1 to 3789 and encodes 1262 amino acids. NCBI's taxonomy places the organism in Eukaryota, Metazoa, Porifera, Calcarea, Leucosolenida, Sycettidae. The transcript is spliced from 4 exons. The record is from RefSeq and is a predicted model, not a curated record. Gene Ontology annotation, molecular function: nucleic acid binding; nucleotide binding.